Molecule: messenger RNA, 749 nt
Organism: Crotalus tigris (Tiger rattlesnake)
Lineage: Eukaryota; Metazoa; Chordata; Lepidosauria; Squamata; Viperidae
Product: cytochrome c oxidase subunit 6B1-like
Exons: 5
Coding region: 224-529 (101 amino acids)
Cellular component (GO): respiratory chain complex IV; mitochondrion
Source: RefSeq, a predicted model, not a curated record
GCUUUGGGGUUGGAACCCAACAGGAUAACGAGGGGCGGAGCUAGAAUGUCCUUGCUCCCGUUCUUCCGGUGCUGCUCUAGCCUCCCCGUUGCUGAUUCCGGCAUCUUGGUGGCCUGUUCUGCGGGUGAAAGUCACUUUGAGGAAGCCGCUGCUUCGUCAGCCUCAUUGCGAUUUUUUCCAGGCCUCCCCAUCUCCAGGGGUGAGGAAGGUUGGAGACCAGUGGAUGCAGUGGCAGCAAGAGGAGGAGGCCGGGUUCCUUCGGGAGAAAAUGUCUGAAUCAGUAAGAAGCAAGAUAGAGAACUACAAAACAGCUCCAUUUGACAGUAGGUUCCCCAAUCAAAAUCAAACACGGGACUGCUGGCAGAACUACCUUGAUUUCUAUCGCUGUGAGAAAGCUAUGAAUGCCAAAGGCUCUGAUCCCUAUGUCUGUCAGUGGUAUAAAAAAGUAUACUCAUCCCUGUGCCCUUCUUUUUGGGUUGACAACUGGGAUGAACUUCGGGAAAAUGGCGCUUUUCCAGACAAAAUCUGAUGGUCUUUUGUCUGCCAGUAUCUUCCCCUACUCAGGAUGUUGCACUGCUGAGUCCUUUCUGUGUGUUCCUCUGAAGGAUUGUCUGAAAUGGCUCUUGUCUGCUUGAGCAUCUGAAUCAUUUAAUAGUACAAAAUCUUGGAUAUUACCCAUUCUAAUAAAAUGCAUAAUACCCAUGCCUGUGUUUAUCCUGCUAACUCCGUUAAUGAUUCAUGAAUGUGUU